AUGAGCGUCACUUCUCAGCCGGGCUCAGUGCGGCACAGUCGCCCGCGUCCUUCGUCCAUCUACGUCUCCGACGCCUCCAUCCUCCUGUCACACAAGAACCCCAUCAUGUCGCCAGACGACUCUUCCUCACCCGCCAGCGACACCCCAGACUUCAUCGACCACUACGCCAACCUCGAGCUCGAGCCCAACGCCUCCAUUGACGACGUCAAAGCCGCUUUCCGCCGCCUAAGGGGGCAGUACUUCACCACCAACGCAGCAAAGUACCGCGCGGCACAAGCGGCCUUCGACGUCCUAGCCAACCCCGCUGCACGACAAGACUACGAUUCGCUCUACCGCGCGCGCCCCUCGCCUACUACACAGAGCUUGGAUGAGCUCCUGGAUACGUCAAAGCAUGGCCGGACGGACAGCGCACACGGCGACGAGACCGCCAUGCCCGUGCUGUCAGAGGAAGAAGAGGCAGAAGUAGGCCGCAGCCAGGAUCCCAAUUGGGGCCUAAAGCGACACCGGAGGCUGUACGAGCCCGUCAUUGGCACGCAGCCAUAUGCGUCCUUCAUCCCCAUUGACGAGAUGUACGACGGUUUCCAGCGACAUCCGCUCCUGGGAUGCAGACGGCCCGUGUACAGGGGCGAGUUUGCUGUUUAUUCCAGGCCGAAUUGA
Molecule: messenger RNA, 657 nt
Organism: Parastagonospora nodorum SN15
Lineage: Eukaryota; Fungi; Ascomycota; Dothideomycetes; Pleosporales; Phaeosphaeriaceae
Exons: 1
Coding region: 1-657 (218 amino acids)
Source: RefSeq, a predicted model, not a curated record